Solanum tuberosum (potato) is the source of this 731-nucleotide messenger RNA. Its product is annotated as ethylene-responsive transcription factor ERF096-like. The coding region runs from base 12 to 389 and encodes 125 amino acids. The record is from RefSeq and is a predicted model, not a curated record. The transcript has a single exon. Gene Ontology annotation, molecular function: DNA binding; DNA-binding transcription factor activity. Lineage: Eukaryota; Viridiplantae; Streptophyta; Magnoliopsida; Solanales; Solanaceae. Gene Ontology annotation, biological process: regulation of DNA-templated transcription; ethylene-activated signaling pathway.
AACAAAAUAACAUGGAUGAAGUGAAAUAUAGAGGUGUUCGAAAGAGGCCAUGGGGGAAAUAUGCAGCCGAAAUUCGCGAUACUAAUAGACAAGGAGGGGUUCGUGUUUGGCUAGGGACAUUUGGCUCUGCUGAAGAAGCUGCUCGAGCUUAUGACAAGGCGGCUUAUAACAUGAGAGGGCAUUUGGCGAUUCUUAAUUUUCCUGAGGAGUAUAACUUACCUAGGAGCUCUUCUCACUUUUACGACAAUUCUCAAUCAAUGGCAUCGUCGUCUUCAAGUAAUGUUCAUGCAAGAAAUGAUACCGGACAAGUUCUUGAACUUGAAUAUCUUGAUGAUAAUGUGCUUGAAGAACUUCUUAAUUGCGAUCAACAUGCAAAUAAGAGAAAAUGAAGAUCGUUAUUAACUUCCUUUAUAUCAUUAUAAAGCUAAGUAUAUCGCCUAAUAUAUACUAAUAAACCUUAGAAUGGGGUUUUUAUUUCAAUAAAUACCGCCUUUUUGCAUGAAGAGGUGGACAUAAAAUCUUACCUCUUCAUACCUAUAUAUAUAGUAGAGUUGGAUGGGCCAACUCUUAACAAUGGUGGUGCAUUUUAUGAAUAUAUAUGCAAUUAAUUAAUGUGUGCUAAUUACCUAUUAAAUUUUGGUCAAUAUUAAUGCUAAUGAUUAGCUAUUGAGAGUAUGUUCAUACCAAUUGUAUGAGAUUUGUAACAUCAUUUGCUAUGGGAAGACAAUGUG